Messenger RNA from Leishmania mexicana MHOM/GT/2001/U1103, 1305 nucleotides. RefSeq names its product DNA-directed RNA polymerase, alpha subunit,putative. Gene Ontology annotation, biological process: DNA-templated transcription. The transcript has a single exon. Gene Ontology annotation, molecular function: protein dimerization activity. Gene Ontology annotation, cellular component: RNA polymerase III complex; RNA polymerase I complex. NCBI's taxonomy places the organism in Eukaryota, Euglenozoa, Kinetoplastea, Trypanosomatida, Trypanosomatidae. Bases 1 to 1305 code for a protein of 434 amino acids. The record is from RefSeq and is a predicted model, not a curated record.
AUGUCGAAGCCACGGCGGGACGUCAACAAGGUGCAGAUCGGCUACCACCGUGCUGAGAACACCGAGACGGUAAGUUCGCCGCACACGUAUGCCUACAGCAGUGGUAAGAGCGUUCCGUCCACCACCAAGCCGGAUAAGCCGACAGUGUCGAAUAUCCGCAUCGUGUCUGCCGUCGCCGGGCUGCCGCCGUCGCGCUUUGCAGCCAAUGCGUCGAUGAAGCGGGAGAAGAACGAAGAGGGGUCAGAGAGCGCUACCGCCGCAGCAAGCAGCGCGUCAUCGUCGUUGGUGCAUGGCGCGGCAAGCGAGGCGCGGGCGACCGUAGACGGAUUCCCUUGGUCGACGCGGCGGGUGGAGCGGAUGUCGUUCGAGAUGCAGAACGUGAGUCCUCCCAUUUCGAACCUGUUCCGUCGGGUGCUGACGACGGAGGUGCCGACGCUGGCAUUCGACCGCGUUUUAAUCGAAGAAAACGAUAGCCCGGUGCUGGAUGAGCUUCUGUCGCACCGCCUCGGCCUCGUUCCGGUGGCGGGUCCGGUAAUGAAGAUGCACUACAUCACCGAGAGCAAUCAGGCAAGCUUUAACAAUCUGGACCCGAGCCGCGUGCUGCUGUUUGAGCUGGACGCCACGGGCGCCAAGGAUGCGGCGGUGACGCCGGUGUAUAGCCGCCAGCUGCAGUGGGUGCCGCUGCCGGGGCAGGAUAAGAAAACCGGCGCUGUGGCGGGCGUCUGCCAAGCGGGGAGCGAGGAGUGUGCCGGCGCAGACGACGAUGACGACGCGGUGUUCCUCGUGCAUCCUGAUAUCCUGCUCACCAAGCUAGGCCCUGGCCAGCGCAUCAAGCUCAAGGCGAUCGCUGUGAAGGGCCUCGGUGCCGUGCACGCCAAGUGGAGCCCAGUGUCGGCGUGCUACUACGAGAUGAAGACCUCCGUCGAGCUCUGUGAGCGGCUGACAGGCUCGGCGGCCGAGGCGCUCGUGAAGUCCUGCCCCACUGGUGUUUUCGGCUACGAAGGUGGCCAAAAGGGUGCGGCAGCGACUGUCGUAGCGCCGGAGAAGUGCACCCUGUGCCGCGAGUGCCUCCGCAGGGACGACACGGGUCCUGGGGCCGCCACCAACGAGGGCGACCGAGUUCGUGUGCAGAAGGACAAGACACACGUCCUCUUUCACAUUGAGAGCGUGGGCCAGCUGCACCCGGCACAGAUUCUGCGCUUCGGCCUCCGUCUCUUCGCUGAGCGCUGCCGGGCACUCGCGGAGAUGGUGCAGUCGACCGAGGUGCACGUGGUGGAUGCGGGCGCCAAGUCACUGGAGCAUUGA